Messenger RNA from Musa acuminata AAA Group (dessert banana), 2530 nucleotides. RefSeq names its product BTB/POZ and TAZ domain-containing protein 1-like. Bases 1139 to 2380 code for a protein of 413 amino acids. The record is from RefSeq and is a predicted model, not a curated record. The transcript is spliced from 5 exons. Gene Ontology annotation, cellular component: nucleus. NCBI's taxonomy places the organism in Eukaryota, Viridiplantae, Streptophyta, Magnoliopsida, Zingiberales, Musaceae. Gene Ontology annotation, molecular function: protein binding.
AACAGAUAGGUGACCCACAACAUGUCGUCAACUGGAAGGUGAGCAUAUUGCUGACUCAUUGCUUAGUAUACUGCUGCUUUGAAUACAUCUUUUAAAUAUAGUUAAGGCUAUGAACAUGUUUUCCCAAUAUGUCUGCGCUUUCUAUUACCUUCUCUUUAGCUAAUUGUUCAGGUAACAUAUGGUUAUGCAUGUAGAUGACUCAAAAGUUGUUCCUCGGAGUAGACACAUAAAUUGUAUUCAGCUUGAGAGUUGAGUUCUGAUGAUUUGGACGUUUAUAUUUGAUGAGUUGGAUGGGAUAAUUAGAAGAUGUUUGUAGGCUAUUAGAUGAGUUCGGAAACUCUAUUUUUGUAUUGUUGCAAGGAGAUUUGAUGUGUUGGAUACGUUAAGUUAUUAAACAAUAAAAAAAAAUAUUUAUGCAUGAAUAAUUUGAUUGUUGGAGGAUUAAAUAAGAAUAAUUUAAGAUAGUAUGCAGUGGUGAAAGAAGAGAUUCUUGCAGAUUAAGGAAAAGAAUUGCUAGAAAACUAUUAGUAGAGGUUUAAAUUAUUUUGUUUAUCUUUCAUGCAGCUACAGUGAAGAGUUUUAUACAAAUAAAAAUAAAAAAAAGGAGAAAAAAAGAAUCAGGACAUUGUCAUAAAUGAGGAACAAAAUGAAGAUGAAGAAGGAAACUUAAUUUGCUUCUGACACGUUUAUAAAUCUGAAGUUGCUAUGUACUCAGAGAGGAACCAUUGUCCAAAUAUUUUCUUGUGGUCCUCGAAAAGAACUGUUGACCCAAAAGAACUAAUGAAAGUGUCAAUUAUCCUCAAGAAUAGGCAAAAAGGGAAGUGCCAAGUCGACUACACAGAAGAAGUUGGAACUGAGCUGUUAAGGAUGAGGAUGAGUCGGAUCCUUGCAAGUCAUCGUCACCAAUCCUCGAGCCUUGGAGACGGGAAGGACGCCUCUUCUGGUCUCCAAGGGACGUGUAAGUAACAGCCGUGACCCCUUCUAUCAUGUCCUUUGACUUGGGACCCGUCUUCAUUCCCCGCCUCUUCCAUCAUGGUUGAUGGAGUAAGUCCCGAAAAAUAAAGUUAUAUGAUUCUUCAUUAUCCAACAAUGGCUUAUUUCUUUUCCAUACUUGCUUGAUAUAAUUGACAUCCGGAAGAUGUUUUUAAUGGCUCUGAUGGGGAUGAAUCGUAAGGUGCUGUUGGGGCAUAUUUGUCAUUUGGCUUUUUCUUCCGAUCCAUUUCGUGUCCUCUUCCCCACACUAUAUAUAUCGAGGGAUCGGUGGGUUGUUGAAGCACAAAACAUCCGUCGUUGGCUCGGAAACAUGACCGAAGAAGAGAAGAAACGCGGCGAGGCGGAGAUCCAGCGGUGGCUUGAGGUCGGGAGUGUCGAGAUCCCGCCGGCCGAUGUCCGGAUCGUGACGUCCGGCGGGCGGCGAAUACCUGUUCACUCCACCGUUCUGGCUUCUGCGUCGCCUGUGCUGGAGAGCAUACUGGGUGGACCGCAUAAGGGCAGGAGUCGAGGAAGGGAGAUCCCCAUUCUUGGCGUCCCAUGCGACGCUGUCCAAGCCUUCGUUCACUCACUCUACUUUGCCAGGCGGCCGUACGACAGGUGCGUGUCAGCCACAGAGGAGGAGAUGAUCGGGGAGCACGGAAUGCACCUGUUGGCGCUGUCGCACGCGUACCGCGUCGGGUGGUUGAAGCGCGCUGCCGAGCGGGCGCUCUCGUUGCGGCUGACCGCCGAGGGCGUGGUGGACGUGCUGGUGCUGUCGCAGCGGUGCGACGCGCCGCGCCUCCACCUGCGGUGCAUGCAGCUGCUGUCGAAGGACUUCGCCGCGGUAGAGCAGACCGAGGCCUGGCGGUUCCUCCAGGACCACGACCCCUGGCUCGAGCUCCACAUCCUCCAGUUCCUCCACCACGCCCACCUGCGGCGGCGGCGGCAGGCGAGGAGGAAGGCGGAGCAGAGGCUGUACGCGGAGCUGCACGAGGCCAUGGACUGCUUGCGCCACAUCUGCGCCGACGGGUGCGGGGAGGUGGGGCCCUCAGGCCGGCUCCUCCCAGCCGACGCCCGUCCCCCCUGCCCCAACGCCGUCAGUUGCCGCGGCCUCCGGCAGCUCAUCCGCCACUUCGCGGCGUGCGACCGGCAGAAGCGGCAGCAGCACGGGUGCCGACGCUGCAAGCGCCUGUGGCAGCUGCUCCGCCUCCACGCCUCCAUCUGCGACGAGGUCGACGACGCCUCCUGCAAGGUUCCCCUCUGCAUACAAUUCAAGCGGAGGAUGCAGGAGAAGGAAGGGGAAUUGGAGGAGGACGAGGACGAGAGAUGGAGGCUACUGGUGAAGAAGGUGGCCUCCGCUAGAGUUACGUCGCACUUGGCCAAGAGGCAGAGUCAAAUAUUAGUUUAAUGAUAUAUUUUGUCGGCUAAAUUACAUUAAUGGUCUGAUCGAGUUCUGAAUUUAAAUUUCUGUUAAUUAUUGCCUUCCACAUCGUGUUGUAAAUUUCUGUCCUAAUCUAGUAAUGCAAUAAGAGAUUUGGUCUGUCGAUCUUAGCAGAUA